GCUAGUGGACGCACAGGUGAAGCUGGAAGUGGUGGCCGGAGGCCGAAACCGCGGCAGGGGCGGGGCACUGCGGGGCCGACUGGUCAGGUCCGGCGCCGCGCCGGUCGUGGCCAGUGCCCCGGCUCAAGCGCCAUGCUCGGCAGGUCCGGGUACCGGGCGUUGCCCUUGGGGGACUUUGACCGCUUCCAGCAGUCGAGCUUCGGCUUCCUGGGGUCGCAGAAGGGCUGCUUGUCCCCGGAACGGGGCAACGUGGGGCCCGGGGUCGAUGUGCCCCAGAGCUGGUCAUCCUGCCUCUGCCAUUGUCUUAUCAGUUUCUUGGGAUUCUUGUUGCUGCUGCUUACCUUCCCUAUUUCUGGAUGGUUUGCCCUGAAGAUUGUGCCUACCUAUGAGCGGAUGAUCGUGUUCCGGCUGGGCCGGAUCCGCACCCCGCAGGGACCUGGCAUGGUUCUGCUCCUGCCCUUCAUUGACUCCUUCCAGAGGGUGGAUCUGAGGACAAGAGCCUUCAAUGUCCCUCCCUGCAAGCUGGCCUCUAAGGACGGGGCUGUGCUGUCCGUGGGGGCCGAUGUCCAGUUCCGCAUCUGGGACCCAGUACUGUCAGUGAUGACCGUGAAGGACCUGAACACAGCCACGCGCAUGACAGCACAGAAUGCCAUGACCAAGGCCCUGCUGAAGAGGCCCCUGCGGGAGAUCCAGCUGGAGAAACUCAAGAUCAGUGACCAGCUCCUGCUGGAGAUCAAUGACGUGACCAGGGCAUGGGGGUUGGAAGUGGACCGCGUGGAGCUAGCAGUAGAAGCAGUGCUUCAGCCACCCCCGGACAGCCCUGCCACGGGCACCAACCUAGACAGCGCCCUCCAGCAGCUGGCCCUCCACUUCCUGGGAGGAGGCAUGUCCUCAAUGGCAGGAGGUGCCCCGCCCCCAGGGCCAGACACCUUGGAGCUGGUGAGUGAAGUUGAGCCCCCGGCCCACCACAUGAGUGCUGGGCCCAGCCCGAAGCAGCCUGUGGCCGAGGGGCUGCUGACUGCUCUGCAGCCCUUCCUUUCCGAAGCCCUGGUCAGCCAGGUCGGAGCCUGCUACCAGUUCAACGUGGUCCUGCCCAGUGGCGCCCAAAGCAUAUACUUCCUGGAUCUCACCACAGGGCAAGGGAGGGUGGGACAUGGGGUGCCUGAGGGCAUCCCCGACGUGGUGGUGGAGAUGACUGAGGCAGAUCUGCGGGCUCUGCUGUGCAGGGAGCUGCGGCCCCUGGGAGCCUACAUGAGUGGGCGGCUGAAGGUGAAGGGUGACCUGGCCAUAGCCAUGAAGCUGGAGGCUGUCCUCAGAGCCCUCAAGUAGCAGCCUUGGUUGGUCACCCAGAGCCC
Molecule: messenger RNA, 1355 nt
Organism: Chrysochloris asiatica (Cape golden mole)
Lineage: Eukaryota; Metazoa; Chordata; Mammalia; Afrosoricida; Chrysochloridae
Gene: STOML1
Product: stomatin (EPB72)-like 1
Exons: 7
Coding region: 133-1329 (398 amino acids)
Cellular component (GO): plasma membrane
Source: RefSeq, a predicted model, not a curated record